AUGUCCUGGACCCAGAAGAACUUCACCCUCCCCACCCGCAGCCGCGGCUCCUACCUCAUCACCGACCAUGUCCUCCAAGAAGUCCCCGAGAUCCGCGACUACAAAAUCGGCAUGCUGAAUCUGUUCGUGCAGCACACCAGCUGUGCCCUUUCGCUAAACGAGAACUGGGAUGACGAUGUUCGCGCCGAUAUGAGCGAUGCACUCGAUCGCAUUGCGCCUAUGGAUAAAAAGGGAAAUCUGUAUCGUCAUUCCGCUGAGGGAGAGGAUGAUAUGCCGGCUCACAUUAAAUCGGCCCUCAUUGGCGCCUCGGUCAAUAUCCCUAUCACAAACGGUCGCUUGGCGACAGGAACGUGGCAGGGUAUCUGGUACCUGGAGUUCCGGACGAGUCGACACAGCCGCAAGGUCGUCGCGACAAUUCAAGGGCAGAAGGCUUGA
This is a messenger RNA of Penicillium bovifimosum, 435 nucleotides long. RefSeq names its product YjbQ family protein. The transcript has 2 exons. Lineage: Eukaryota; Fungi; Ascomycota; Eurotiomycetes; Eurotiales; Aspergillaceae. Bases 1 to 435 code for a protein of 144 amino acids. The record is from RefSeq and is a predicted model, not a curated record.